CCCAAAAACUUGGAAACGUUCGAAUCGAAGUUAUUACGGGGUCUCUCGCUUUCUUUCUCUCUGAAAUUCAUUAGAGGGAGCCCUCAUCUGCCGCGUCGAAGGGAACCCACUCGUAUUUGUGGAAUACUACGUCUUUUGCCUCUUGUGAUCUUCUUCUUCCCGUUCUUGAUUAGUUGAAUGCUCCCGUCCCUCAUCCUCAUCUUUUGUCCCAAUGACAUUCUUUAAAUUGGGCUAUUAAUUUGAACAUAAGGUUCCAAACUUCUUUUCUAAUCCCUGAGGCUUAUAGUGUUAUCACUUCUUCAUCUUCUACUCUAACAGCCUAGAAAGAAGAUAAUAGAAGUCAUGUUCCAGAAGCAGUUUUCCCGUCCUUCUUCCUUCAAAGGCUCCCUCAAGGCCCUUGAAGCGGACAUCCAGCAUGCCAACUCCUUGGCUCAUGCUGUUCAGAGAGCUUAUGGCGGUGCUUGCCUGCAGAUGAAACUGUCUUAUGGUCCUUUAGCUCCGGUCUUCGUCUUUCUUCUGCAGUGGAUGGACUGUGUCCCGACUUAUGUGCUUCCUAAUUAUCUAGGGCUCCUUCAAAUACUUGUAUAUAAGGUAUAUGUUGAUGGAAAAUCGUCAAUAUCUGCUUACGAACGGAGAGCCAGUAUUAGAGAAUUCUAUGGUAUCAUUUAUCCUUCUCUUCAACAACUUGAAAGCAACCUGUUGGAGAAGGAAGAGUCCUUUGACAGAUUUAGAAGCAAGGAGAUUGUUGGAAGAAAGAGAGCAGAAGAAUUGAGGAAGAUUUCAGAUAAGGAUUUGGAGAGGGAUGACGAGUGUGGUAUCUGCAUGGAAAUCUGCACCAAGAUGGUUCUUCCUAGUUGCAAUCAUGCAAUGUGUAUUAACUGCUACCAUGACUGGAACAGAAGGUCACAGUCCUGCCCAUUUUGCAGGGGAAGUCUCAAAAGAGUUCGUUCAAGAGACCUAUGGGUGCUAACAAGCAGUUGUGAUGUGAUCGAUACAGCAACUUUAGGGAAAGAGAAUGUAAAGCACUUCUAUAGCUUUAUAGAUAGCUUGCCUCUCAACGUUCCAGACACGCUUUUCUUGGUCUAUUAUGAUUACUUGUUCUAGUCUUUAGAUACAAAGGAAAGCGCAAUCUGUAGAUAAGUGGAGAGUGGAAUACAAACAGCAACAAAGCCAUCCAUCUCUUUUUGAUCGAGUUUGGCUAGAGAGAAACCUCUUUCAUAAUUCUAAAAUCCUCCUAAUAUAGUUGUUUAAGAAGUUUGUAAAUUACUGCUUUUCUGAACAGUUGUAAAUAAAAUUCUUAGUUAUUGAAUGGAAAUUUGAGAAUUCUAUUCUGGCUUCAA
Dendrobium catenatum is the source of this 1340-nucleotide messenger RNA. RefSeq names its product E3 ubiquitin-protein ligase AIRP2. Gene Ontology annotation, molecular function: ubiquitin protein ligase activity. The transcript is spliced from 5 exons. Bases 343 to 1104 code for a protein of 253 amino acids. The record is from RefSeq and is a predicted model, not a curated record. NCBI's taxonomy places the organism in Eukaryota, Viridiplantae, Streptophyta, Magnoliopsida, Asparagales, Orchidaceae. Gene Ontology annotation, biological process: protein ubiquitination.